AUGCCUGCUUUUGCGAGAGGAGGUUCUGGAGGGCGUGUGGUCACGUCUCGCUCCGGGAACUCAACCACGUAUGCAAGGCGCGAGCCUCUGCGUCGACGCUCUGUAACACCUUUCGCGUCAGACAAAGCGUCAAGGACGUGCGCAGAUCUCUCACGGACCUGCUUGGGUCAAGACCUUCGACCUUCAACAGAUCUUCCAGCGUCAACAGGUCUCAACCGGCAGAGCGAACGUCACAGUCUUCACCCUCGCACUGAUAUGCAUCCGCCACAAGAUCAGACACCGCCUGGUUCACUGGACCCAUCACAUGGCCAAAUGCCGUUCUAUGGCGUUUUUGCUCCACCUCCUGAGCCACAGAAUCUGACUGUCGACGCCCAAGGAGGGCAAUCCGCCCCCGAUAUCCAACAGCAGCAAGUAGACGAUGCUGCUCGGCAGCGACAGCAAACAGACACAGCAACCCGGCCAUGGACACCCGACGACUGGCUUCUCCGGGACCCACUCUUCAAGCCGCAGUCGCCGCCCCUAGGCCAACAGUUCCCUCAUGUACGGAAGCCGUCACUGCUGAAUCGCUCGCUUGGCUCAAACGACCUUCUUGGCAUGGCAUCUUCUUGGCUUGACCCUGAGGAAUCUACACCUCAUGGUCCGUCCGGAGACUCCACCUCCGCGGCCACACCUGGUCGUCCACUCAUCCCACGACCUACUCAGCCUGCCAUGACUGGCGCUGGUGGACUCAACACUGGUUCUACGCCGUUCGGAUUCGCACCAGAGAGUCACCCCUUCACGUUCCGCCCCACCGGUGAUACUCAGGCCAACGUUGGAGGCCAAGAUCCUCCUGCUUCUUUCCCUCAACUGCCAGCACAAGGUGAACAGCUUCCGUCUCCAACUGCUACACAGCAAGUGAGCGAGGAACUUCCUCCGACUUCUGCGCAGAGUGGCACAGCUACCAGCCAGACUGACCCAGCUCCUUCUUCAUCAGCAGCUACAGGUAUGGCUCCGCCUCCAGCUUCUGGACCGCUUCCUACCCGCAACGAGCCACUCCGUGUGGCGGUUCACAGCCCAGCUCGCAUCGCCAACUCUGCACUCGACGAGAAGGCUAAAAAGAUGGUCAACAAGAUCUCUACCGGUCAGCUCGAAUCGUGCUACAGAAAGUUCAAGAACAACCAACCCCCGGAAUGCUGUCUUCUCAUAACCGUCGUCGACUCCAAGCCUCCAAGCUAUUCUCGCUUCAUCGACACGUACACAAAGUGCCCGAAAUGCAAGGGACUUGGUCGUCUGCCAAGCAAGUAA
This is a messenger RNA of Zasmidium cellare ATCC 36951, 1284 nucleotides long. RefSeq lists its product as uncharacterized. The transcript is spliced from 4 exons. The record is from RefSeq and is a predicted model, not a curated record. The coding region runs from base 1 to 1284 and encodes 427 amino acids. NCBI's taxonomy places the organism in Eukaryota, Fungi, Ascomycota, Dothideomycetes, Mycosphaerellales, Mycosphaerellaceae.